UUUAGAGCGAGUGCUCUAAUAUUAUAAAAAAAACAAAAAAGUCUGCUAUUAGUGCUAUACGUUACGCUAUUCCUAUUCGAGCACUUUUAGGUCUUCAAUUUUCUAGGCUGACGCGAAAUGGUUAGCAUAACACCUCAGUUUUUGAUUGAAUUUUGUGCGGGCUAGUUGACUUUUGUUCUUAGAAAUGGGAAAAGGCUGGUUCAACGGCACAACCCUAUUGUUGGGAUUUUGUAGUGCUGUCUAUAUCCUUUUUUUCACAUUUGCCGUACUAACUUUAGUCAUGUGUUAAGAAUAACUUGUAUCCUAUUAUCUUUAAUGCCAAUCUCUCAAUUUGGAAUGUAUAAUUUUUUAAGUUGUGGUUGACAAAAUGAAGCAUAUGGUUGGUUCCUAUCCGCCGAAAAAGGAGAUUCAGUUCUACUUGACCCCCGCCGAGGAGGCACCUUCAGGCACAUUUUCCCGCGGCACCUACUCGG
This is a messenger RNA of Drosophila santomea, 473 nucleotides long. RefSeq lists its product as uncharacterized. The coding region runs from base 185 to 289 and encodes 34 amino acids. The record is from RefSeq and is a predicted model, not a curated record. Lineage: Eukaryota; Metazoa; Arthropoda; Insecta; Diptera; Drosophilidae. The transcript has 2 exons.